Messenger RNA from Leptonychotes weddellii (Weddell seal), 1875 nucleotides. RefSeq names its product potassium channel tetramerization domain containing 4 (gene KCTD4). The record is from RefSeq and is a predicted model, not a curated record. Lineage: Eukaryota; Metazoa; Chordata; Mammalia; Carnivora; Phocidae. Gene Ontology annotation, molecular function: protein binding. Gene Ontology annotation, biological process: protein homooligomerization.
CCCGCACACAUAGCUGAUACGCCACCUACUGCAAAACGGAGCUGACAGCGCAGGCGGCGCUGCCCGCAUUUCCAUUCCAUCACCAGGCUGGGGCUGAAUAAAGGCGUGCUUGUGUGGUAGUGUUUCUUUUUUAAAAAUCUCAAAGCCAAGAAGAACAGGCUGAAAUAGCAUUUUCAAAAAUGGAGCGUAAAAUAAACAGAAGAGAAAAAGAAAAGGAGUAUGAAGGGAAACACAACAGCUUGGAAGAUGCUGACCGAGGAAAGAACUGCAAAUCCACACUGAUGACCCUCAACGUUGGUGGAUAUUUAUACAUUACUCAAAAACAAACACUGACCAAGUACCCAGACACUUUCCUUGAAGGUAUAGUAAAUGGAAAAAUCCUCUGCCCGUUUGAUGCUGAUGGUCAUUAUUUCAUAGACAGGGAUGGACUCCUCUUCAGGCAUGUCCUAAACUUCCUACGAAAUGGAGAACUUCUACUGCCCGAAGGGUUUCGAGAAAAUCAACUUCUUGCACAAGAAGCAGAAUUCUUUCAGCUCAAGGGACUGGCGGAGGAAGUGAAAUCCAGGUGGGAAAAAGAACAGCUAACACCCAGAGAGACUACUUUCUUGGAAAUAACAGAUAACCAUGAUCGCUCACAAGGACUGAGAAUUUUCUGUAAUGCUCCUGAUUUCAUAUCAAAAAUCAAAUCUCGCAUUGUUCUGGUGUCCAAAAGCAGGCUGGAUGGAUUUCCAGAGGAGUUUUCAAUAUCAUCAAAUAUCAUUCAAUUUAAAUACUUCAUAAAGUCUGAAAAUGGCACUCGACUUGUACUAAAGGAAGACAACACCUUUGUCUGUACCCUGGAAACUCUUAAGUUUGAGGCUAUAAUGAUGGCCUUAAAGUGUGGUUUUAGACUGCUGACCAGCCUGGAUUGUUCCAAAGGGUCAAUUGUUCACAGCGAUGCACUUCAUUUUAUCAAGUAAUUACCUGUGUCAUGAACAAAGGCAACAAGCAUGCAGCCAGCAAGCUUCGGAAAACCACAGCAUCAAAGGCAUCCCGAAUAACGUGUGCCGGGCCAGCUCCGUACUCAGAGCCCUGCUGCUAAUCAAUUACUGUGAGCUAACGGUAUGUAAAUUCUAUCGCUAAAGAUGUCCUUCUCAAGGGUGUUCCUGCUGAUCAGACUCUUAUAAUGAAAACAAUGAUGUUCUACAUAUUGUAAAUAAAAACUGAAUGCUUUUGCUAUUUGUUUAUUUCUCCUGAAGCUGUCUUUCAAUCAGAAUGUCUUGGGUACUUGCACAAUGAACAAGCAUGUACAUUAUCUAUGAUUCAUUUAAGUAAAUGGUAAUAUAAUAUGUUAAGGGGCUAUAAGAUUUAAAAUCUUUUCUAUAAAACUACAAAGAAACUGAACUGGUAAAAAUUAACUACUGAGAGCAAAAGAAAUGUGCAGAUGUACUAAGAGCUAUAGUGAAACCAAAUGUAAUUGUAAGAAGGUAUUAAAGUUAUUGAUUUAAUUUUAAUGGCAGGCACCAAAAGCUUAUUCAUAGUUCCUGUAUUUCAUACUAGAAUUAUAGCUGAAUUGACAUAUUGCUGAACAUUCCUAGAAAACUGCGUAAUGACAAUAAAAUAAAUAAAAGCACUACUAGCUUCUUUGCUUGUAUUAAUAGUUACAAUAAAAAGUUACAUGUAUCACUUUCAAAACAAAGAGUACCACUUGAUGAUUUCACACAGUACUAUGCAUUGAUGUAGUCAACUGGCAGGCUACAGUAACCCUCGCUGGUCUUGCAAGUGACAAAAAUCAGUAAAUUCAUUUCUUUGCAGGCUGAGCUCCAACACAGCAUGGAUAACUUAGCCUUAACAGCUUAUGUGGUAUCAAAAUAAUAAAGGAGUUCAUUUUCAGAA